UGAUUUGUCAGUUUUGCGCUGUUGCUUUUACGACGUUUAAGAUUUUAUCAGUGAGAGGUUAUGUUCGAUAUAAGCGUAUUUGAAUCUAGACCUUCAUAAAAAAGAAAAACUUACAGUGUAAGAAAGUGUUCGACAAAAAGAUAAAAGUUCGAAAUUUUCAUUACAUAUUUAUCUGGGAAGAGGUUAUAAUACGCGCAAGAAUGUGCGUAGUACGAUAAGUACACGUUUUUUUUAUAUUUCAGUGUUCCGAUAUUACUUCAAUUGAAUAUAUUUAUUCUAUACGAUGGAAAACAGCUUUCGUAUAAUUUAUGCUCUUUGCAUUAUUUUUAUUCGAUUUCCUUUAUAUUAUUUUUUCCCAGUAGAAAAUACUUUUGUUAUAUACAAUAAUGCAAAUUUCUGUGAUAAUCCUAUCAAAGAUUUCUUAUAUGAGUCGAAAUAUACGAAGAAUUGUACGACAUUAAAGUAUCCGAAGGAAAUAGAUCAAUUAAAAGUUACAGAAACGGAUAUAGAAAUGUUUGUAUGUUUGAGAACAUAUGAUACUAUAUAUAAAACCUGUAAAUAUGCAGAAAAGAAUCAAUGGGUCAAUACGAUCCAUGAUAAGAAAAAUUUAGAUUUGGUGAUUCAAAAUUUAACCAAGUCAAGUUUCAACGAUGUGGAUAUGAAUAAUCUUUGUAUAAGUUUAUCAGAAUUUACACCUAUGAAUAAAACAUUAAAGCUUGCGUUAACAACAUUGAAAAAAUCAUUGAACGAUACUUUUGUAUGUAAAAAAGUAUGUUUUGAUUUGAAUAAGAAAAUGAUACCAUUAUGUGCAGUAGUGGAAUGGAUUAAUGAAAUAGAUCGAGAUAUUUUAAAACACGUAGAAAUGGAUCGUAAUAACUUGAAAAUUGAUGCAGUCAAUGAUAAUAGUAAAAGCCCAAAAAAAACUCAAGAAAAUCCAGUAAAUUAUAGAAACCAAUCAAGUGUACAUCACAAUGAAUUGAGUAACGAUGAGAAAAAUGAUAAAUCUUUGGAAAAAGAAACAGAAAAGAAAAAAAAUCAGAGCAUUGAUAGCUCUAUUAUUUCGAAUAUCCUUAUGAAUAAUGCACAUGAUAAUGAUACAAAUAAUAAUAGGAAUGCUAAAUAUCUUUUGCUGAAUAAAAAUGGGAAUAAUCAAAUAAAUGAACAACAAAAUGAAGUAGUAAAAUCUACCUCAGAUGUUGAUAAGGUAACUUCACAACCAAUAUCUGAUUCUACAAAUGUUUAUAGAGAGUUACAAGAUAAGCUACACUCUAAAUUAGACAAUGUUGAUGAUAAGAAACAAGAAAUUACUAUUAGUAAUAGCCAAGAAUCACCUCCAAUUCCUGAAACAGAUGAUUCAAAAAAUAAAAAGGAAGAAAAGAUAGAUUCAGAGAUAAAACCAGCAAAUAAUAAAAUAGUAACUUCACUAUUACAAAAUAAACAAACAGAAACGAAAUCUACUGUACAAUCCAAUAAUACACCAAGCAUUGAAAAUAUUGUAACUAAUUCUAAUGUAGAAAGUUCUACUCAUAUCAGUGAUGAGCAGCAAUCCAAUCUACCGGACAACACAGGCCAACCUAUUAGUGAAGAUAAUCUAGAAGAUAAUUUUGGAAUAUCUGUAAAGUCUGAUAUAUCCGUACAAAAAGGAAAUUACCAUAAUAUUAAGGAUGAUGAUGAAUCCCAUUUUUUUACUUAUUUUGCCAUUAUAUCAUUUGCUUUUAUUGCCGGUUACAUUGCAUAUCAUAAUAAGCAAAAGAUAUUGGCGAUAGUAUUAGAAGGACGUAGGUCAAAAAAUAAUCGCGGUAGACGACGUCCUAGUACCGCAAAUUAUCGUAAACUUGAUUGCACAUUAGAAGAAGCGGUUACCUCACAAUGUAAUGCAAAUGUUACUCAUGUUAUAUAUUAAUACAAAUUGUAUGUGAAAUGAUUGAUCACGUUGCAUAUUAAGGCACCAUUUCCAGUGUAAUAGAUUUUGUACUCAAGUAUCUUUUCUUAAAAUCAUUUUUCUGUUUCACAAUGAAACAGAUAAUUAUGGUUGGGGAUCACAAUUUUGCGUUAACAAUGGGACAUAAAAAUAUUUAAAAUAUAACAUAAAAUUUUGUGACCAUAUGUACAUUGUGUCUCAUAAAAACUAAUAUAGCAGAAUGUUCCUAUUUACUAUUAUUGCAAUGCGAAAGUAUUUUAGCAAACCAAAUAUUUCUAUUUGAAAAGAUCUUUUUGUAUAAAAUUUAUUCUUAUUUGAUCUCGCACAUCAAAAUUGCUAUGAUACGAAAUUUUCUACACAAUCUCAAUAUUUGAUGUUGUAGAUAAACUUUUUCUUUGAUAUGAUAGUAUGUAAUGUUUUAUUUGACAUAUUAAUAAUAUCUUCUUGGUAUUGCGGACUAUAAUAACAAACAUAGUCCAGUUCUACUUUAAUAAGUGCAAUUCUAUAUCUUUGUGUCCGCAAAUUUUUAAGAUUAAAAGUAUAGCGUUCCGCUAGAAGUAUAUUUUAUUUUCUGUAUAUAAUAACUAAUUAUAAUAACAGAGAAUGUCUUAACGUUAUCCGCCGUGAUGUUUAUAAUAUAUUGAUAUAUUAAAAAGGACAAAUUGCAAACAUUCAAUUAUUAAUAUCAUGGAAUAUAUUAAAUAGUAUUGUAGAAGUAUUUGUCUAGACAAACAUUGGUUUAAAUAGCUUAUAUAAUACAAAUGUAUUGGCGCAUAUUAUUGUUCAAGCAAAAUGUAUUCACAUAAUAUUAAUAUUAUUUCCCCAUUUAAUAUUAACUAUUUUAAUAGAAAAUUUUUAUGUUUAUAUGUGUCUAUACGCGAUAGCAGUAAAACUAUUUAAUUCAUAGCGCUUUUUAAUACAAUGUAAAUGAUUAAUUUUUUUUCAAAAAAAAAAAAAAAAGAAAAGAAUGCCGUCCACUUACACACAGUUACGACAUAUGAACUUAAUAUCAUAAUCGCAGAACACCUGUGUGAUAAGUGUCUCAUGACAGUUUGACCAUUCAUAUUAUAUGCACAAAUUGUUACGUGGAUACUUAUGAUAAUGUAUUUUAAUCAUAGUUGCGGUUUUUAUGAAAUGUUCCCAAAAUAAACUUAAUACCUAAUCCACAUAGUAUAAAUGCAUCUA
Molecule: messenger RNA, 3106 nt
Organism: Vespula vulgaris
Lineage: Eukaryota; Metazoa; Arthropoda; Insecta; Hymenoptera; Vespidae
Product: protein PF3D7_1417600-like
Exons: 4
Coding region: 284-1903 (539 amino acids)
Source: RefSeq, a predicted model, not a curated record